CUUGUCCACGCAGUCCUCACGGAGGCUGACCGCUGACCAGGAGUUGGGAGCAGUUGGCGCUGUCUGGGAGCACACAGUGAAAGGUCUCUGCAGACGCCGCCGCCCAGAUGGCCUCCAGGCUGACCCCGCUGACCCUCCUGCUGCUGCUGCUGCUGCAGGCUCGGGACGGUGGAGCCUCCUCAAAUCCAGAUGGUACCAGCCACAGCCCCGGGGAGAGCUUUCAAGAGAGAAGCGAAAAACACGACACAGAGGCAGACAUUCCUGGGAAUCCAACCAGUCAGCACACCGGGAGCUCUUCGACCUGGCCGUCAGCCAUGACAGCCCAAACCCUUGCCAAAUCUACAACCCAGCCCUCCACUCAAGCCUCCACUCAACCCACGGCCCAACCCACCUCCCAACUGACGCAAAAACCCAUCACUAAAUUCACUACCCAGCCUGCCACCGAGUCCUCCACCACUCUCCCUACUGAGCCCUUCUGCUCAGAACCCCUUCCUUCCUGUUCCGAUCUGGAAAAGGCUGUGGCCCCUGGUGUGCUGGGGGAAGCUUUGACCGAUUUCUCCCUGAAGCUCUACCAGGCUUUCUCAGAGAUCAAGAAGGCUGAGACCAACAUGAUCUUUUCCCCGCUCAGCAUCGCCAGCCUCCUGACUUACAUCCUGCUUGGGGCUGGGGACAGCACCAAGCGAAACCUGGAGACCGUCCUCACUUAUCCCAAGGACUUUGCCUGUGUCCACCAGACCCUGAAGGCUUUCAUGUCCAAAGGUGUUACCUCAGUCUCUGGGGUCUUCCACAGCCCAGACCUGGCCAUAAGGGAUACCUUUGUGAAUGCCUCUCAGAGCCUAUACGACAGCAGCCCCCGAGUCCUGAGCAACGACAGUGAUUUCAAUCUGGACCUCAUCAAUAGCUGGGUGGCCAAGAACACCAACCACAAGAUCAACGAGCUGUUGUACAGCCUGCCCUCCGACAUCCGCCUUGUCCUUCUCAAUGCUGUCUACCUGGGUGCCAAGUGGAAAACAACAUUUGAUCAUAAAAGAACCAAGAUGCAACCCUUUCACUCCAGAUCUUCUGUGAUAAAAGUGCCCAUGAUGAGUAGCAAGAAGUACCCCGUGGCCCAUUUCACCGACCGGACUUUGAAGGCCCAGGUGGGGCAGCUGCAGCUCUCUCACAACCUGAGCUUGGUGAUCAUGGUGCCCCAGAACACAAAACACCACCUUGAAGACAUGGAGAAGGCCCUCAACCCCCCCAUUUUCAAGGCCAUCAUGAGGAAACUGGAGUCGUCCAGGUUUCAGCCCACCCUGGUGACGAUGCCACGCAUCAAAGUGCAGAGCAACCAGAACAUGCUAAGAAUCAUGGAGAAAAUGGAAUUCUUUGACUUUUCUUACGACCUCAACUUGUGCGGGCUGACGGAAGACCCGGAUCUGGAGGUGUCGGUGAUGCAGCACCAGGCCGUGCUGGAACUGACCGAGUCCGGGGUAGAGGCGGCUGCCGCCUCCGCCCUGUCUGUGGCCCGCAACUUGGUGAUGUUCGAGGUGCAGCAGCCCUUCUUCUUCCUGCUCUGGGACCAGCAGCACCGGUACCCGGUGUUCAUGGGCCGGGUGUAUGACCCCAGGGGCUGAGACCUUCGGGGGGAGGGGGGGGAAGGGGAAUGGGUUGCCAAGCUCAAAGCCAGCAGCUUCUGCUCCCUCGACUUACCCCCAGCCACCUCCCACCUCAGGUGUCCUCUGGCCAUCACCUGAUGGGUCCCCUGGGUCUGACAAAGGGACCUGCUCCUGCUAGUCCCUCCCCCAGGCACUGCAGCUUUUUCUGGUUCAAGUUCACCAGACCACAAAUAAAACCUGGCAGACCACAA
Echinops telfairi (small Madagascar hedgehog) is the source of this 1846-nucleotide messenger RNA. RefSeq names its product serpin family G member 1 (gene SERPING1). Gene Ontology annotation, molecular function: serine-type endopeptidase inhibitor activity. Bases 108 to 1613 code for a protein of 501 amino acids. The record is from RefSeq and is a predicted model, not a curated record. Gene Ontology annotation, biological process: negative regulation of endopeptidase activity. Lineage: Eukaryota; Metazoa; Chordata; Mammalia; Afrosoricida; Tenrecidae. The transcript is spliced from 8 exons.